Messenger RNA from [Candida] anglica, 1369 nucleotides. NCBI's taxonomy places the organism in Eukaryota, Fungi, Ascomycota, Pichiomycetes, Serinales, Debaryomycetaceae. The record is from the annotation of a GenBank genome assembly.
CCACGUGACCACUAUCUCCCCCACAUUUCUCAACUAAUCAAUUUUUUUUUUUUUUUUUUUUGGUUUGUUUGACAAUUUGAAUUUCUCAAAAAAUGACCGCCAAAAUCCUAAAAAGUCCUCCGAGGGUCAAUCAUUCACAUUAUUCAGACCGAUUACCAGAACCCCAUUCUCCACCCAGUACUAUACCUGAAUUGCCAUGGAAGCCUCCACAACCUCGCUCAUGUCCGACUCAUGGACCUCAUCGUCAUUCAUGGAAAACUCAGGCUCGGGGAUCUUACCCAACCUCCCAUCCUCCAAAAAGGCAACCAUUAAUUCUUACAAACUUGCGGUCAAAUAUUUUAUGAAUAAGAAUUUCUACAAAUCGUACGAGAUCUCCAAACCGUUGUACGAGCGCAGUUUCCAACAAUUUGCCUCCGGAACGAUUCUGGAGCUGCUUUUCAUCAAGGUGAUCAACCUCUACUUGCUACAAAUUGGAAUGUUUUUAGGUGGCGGUGAAGAAGAUUUAAGAUUCAAAUUUGAAAGAAUUGAGAGAAAUCGUGUGAUAAAUGAGUUAAAAAAUGACGAAAUUUUAAAUAAAUUUGAAAAUGCGACCCGAAUUCCGACCCUUGGUCAAUCAUCCGGUCAAAUCCCCUCGGAAAUCUUGUAUAAUAACUACCUUACCCUAUUCACCAAUAGAGAAGUUAUCUAUGAUCAAGGAGAACCGGAAGAACUUUUAACCAAGUUUGAUCGUGUGAUAACGUCCCUCAUACCUCAUGACCUGUUUGAUGAGAAACUUGUUGAUCUCUAUACAUUUCAAGUGUUACCCUGCUAUUCUCUUUACUCUCAAGCAAGACAUUUCAUUUCCAAUAACUCACAAUACUCAUCCAAUUUGGAACAAGCACUUAAAAAAUUAAAUGAUAUUGAAACAGAUUCAAAAUUAAAAUUAAACCUGAUAAAACAGGCAAAGGAAUUGGCAGCUACUAAAUUACAAGAACUGCAGAAAUUGGAACGUGAAAGACUUAAAGAAGCAAAGAAAGAGGAAAGUCUCAAGUACAAGACAUUGAGUCAAAUUAGAAAAGAGGGCGGGGAUACUUCCUCCUCCACCCCAUCAUCUCACGAGACUUCAAAACAUGUAAGUUCUUCAAAAUCACUCUCGACUUCAGCAAUUGUAAAACAACUCAGAUAUCAUCUUACACUUUCAAAAGAUUAUUUGGUGGAAAACGCACCAAUUCUUCUAGUUGUUGUUGUGGCAUUACUUGUAGGAACAAGAUUCCUUAGAAAGAGGAAAAUUAGCAUUAAGGAGAAAUUCUUGGAAACGAUAAGAAUGGCUUUCAAAGUUAGCUAUUUAUAAUAUAGAAACAAUAAUCAAAAGAUCAUGAUGGAUUCACCC